Molecule: messenger RNA, 1396 nt
Organism: Benincasa hispida (wax gourd)
Lineage: Eukaryota; Viridiplantae; Streptophyta; Magnoliopsida; Cucurbitales; Cucurbitaceae
Product: protein N-terminal asparagine amidohydrolase family protein
Biological process (GO): ubiquitin-dependent protein catabolic process
Cellular component (GO): nucleus
Molecular function (GO): protein-N-terminal asparagine amidohydrolase activity
Source: RefSeq, a predicted model, not a curated record
CUUGGUAUGGUAUGAACAUGAUUUUAAAGCAAAGAAAACCCCCUGAAAACCCAUUUUUCCUCUCAAACAAACCAUAUCAUAUUCCAUAAUUUCCAUUGAUUGGUUCCUUCUCCUUGCAAAUUUCCCCUUCUACUAUUCUUCUCUCCCCCCCUGUGUUCCUUCAUCUCUCAUCUUCUUCUAGCUUCCAUACAAGAACCAUGAUUUUCGUCGAUGGAGCACCCUUCACCGUCGAAUCAUCUUCAUCAAAUAAGGGAGCUGAUGUCCUGUAUGCUUUAAUGGAGUGCCAUUACCUUGUCAAUGCCACAAAUUCAUUCAAGGGUACUCCAGAGAUGAGGUUCACAGUUUCUGAACAGUCUGGCGUGGAGAGAUCAACUAUGAGUAAAUGGAUUUAUGUGUUUCAGAAAGAAUAUGCCAUUGUAGAUCCUGCAUUAGUGGAUUUUGUUGGCACUGAUGAAGCAACAACUUGUGUGGGCAUAGCUAUUCGGAAUCGAAAAAAUGGAAUGACAUCUGUUGCACAUAUGGAUUUCCCAGACAUCAUCAAAAUUGCUCUCUCGCAGAUGUUAUCCCUAGUUGUUGAUCCCGCUUCUGAUGUUGAGUUAGAUGUUCAUUUAGUUGGAGGUUUUGAAGAUGUUCUACUCGAAGAAAAUAAUAAUAUCACCCGGACAGGAGAUCAUAAAAAGAUGGAGGGUUAUUCAUUUCCACUGUGUAACAAAAUUAUCGAGAGUUUGUGGACAAGACCAGAGAAAUUUCAUCUUCAGACUCUUUGUAUUCUUAGGCAUAACACUCGCCGAGACUCUGAAGGGAAUGCUUACCCUAUCUUCAACGGAUUCGUGGUGAAAACUUCUGAUGGAUCUGUGUUCCCUGCUAGCUUUGAUAGUACUUCAAGAUGUCCAGAUGAAGUUGUUCGGAGAAUUCGACUAUCAUCUUCGUACGAGGAUCCAAGUUGGGAGGGCAGACUGUUGGAGACCUAUGAAACUCAAACUGAUCAGUUCAAAAUCGAACCAUGCCGCUGGUCGCCAUGGAAACAACGCAUUGCUUUGUCUCUACAAUGCCUUUCCGAUUCCGAAAUCCUUCAGUCAUGUUCUACCUCCCCUUCUGCAGAAGGACCGGACUUCGUGGAGAGUGCUAGAAGGCAGUGGGCUUAUUUAGUCGAACACCCAGAUUGGAGAGAGACCUUCCCAAAGAAAAAGCCAAGAAUUUUUAGAAGGGCUGCUGAUGGAAAAUGGGAAAGGAACUUUAACUGACUUCUUCUGUGCUGAUUUCUUUGUAUUAAUCCCCUAUAGUUAUCCUUUUAAUGAUCUGUGACAUUGUUGAAUAUAUUUCCAUUUCUUUUUCCAUUUUAAAUAAUGAGAGAGUAUAUUGUUAUCUUCACCCAAAUAAAUUUGAGUUUAUGAGU